Molecule: messenger RNA, 1299 nt
Organism: Lodderomyces margitis
Lineage: Eukaryota; Fungi; Ascomycota; Pichiomycetes; Serinales; Debaryomycetaceae
Gene: KIS1
Product: Kis1p
Exons: 1
Coding region: 1-1299 (432 amino acids)
Biological process (GO): signal transduction
Cellular component (GO): nucleotide-activated protein kinase complex; nucleus; cytoplasm
Molecular function (GO): protein kinase binding
Source: RefSeq, a predicted model, not a curated record
AUGAUGGAUAAUACACAGACAGGAGUACAAGAUUCGACUGCGGAUAAUAACUCAUCAACCAACGCAAAUAAGGACGUGUCUAUGGUUGACGUAAGUAGAGUCCAUGGAGAAGGUCAACCCAUAAAUAAUGACACCAAUACCACAGUUGAACCACAGCCAGUAAGAAGAAAGUCAACCUUGAUUCUAACAGAUGAUGCUGACCCGGACCAAAUGAAUAUAGACAAGAAAGAGACAGAUCAAGGCGGUGAUGAACAAGAGGAAGAUAGGAUGCAUGUUGAUAGUUCGUCUUCGAACCUACAAGAAAACAAUCAAGGGGUGCUGGAGAGGCACCCAUCACAACCACAACCACAACCACAGGAUCAGAAUGCUCCAUCACAACAACAACAGCAACAACAACCAUCUCAGUCUUUAGCCCCACCACAUUCAGAGAAAGCAAUCACAGUACCGGUGGAUAUUCAGUGGGUGCAACGUGGUGAAAAAGUUUAUGUCACUGGUUCAUUCACUGGGUGGAGGAAAAUGAUUGGGUUGGUGAAACAACCGGAUGGAAAUUUCGUGAUAACUUUGGGAUUACCAGUGGGUACUCAUAGAUUUAGAUUUGUUGUUGAUAAUGAAUUACGAUUUUCUGAUUUUUUACCUACAGCCACUGAUCAAAUGGGAAAUUUUGUCAAUUAUAUUGAAAUCACCCCAGAAAAUGUUCAACAACAUUUGGAUGAACAAUAUGGAAUACAGGAAGAUCAUCCAACACUACCACAACAACCGCAGCAACAACCACAACCCCAACAAUCACCACAGCAACAGCAAGUGCAACCGGAAAGACGGAGAUCAGUGUCAUCAUCUAUAUCCAGUCGAAGAUCAUCAACGUCACGUUCAAGAACAGAUUCAAUGUGGCGUCUCACCAAUGAUGAUGAUGAUAUGGGUAAUGGGUACUCAAGAUAUCAUGAUAAUGAAGAAGACGAUGGCAUUGAAAGAAAAUUUGAAUAUAUAAAUGAUAUUCCACCAAUCUUUACUGAUCCAAAAGUAAUGGAACAAUAUUAUGUUGCUAUAGAAAAACAAUCAAGAUCCAAUAGUGGUCAACAACAAGCAUGGUUACACCCUCCACAAUUGCCACCUCAUUUGGAGAGUGUUAUAUUGAACAAUUUCAAUAGUAAUGAUAAUAAUUCAGGUGCACUCCCCAUUCCCAACCAUGUUGUAUUGAAUCAUUUGGCUACAACAUCUAUCAAGCAUAAUACAUUGGCAGUAGCUUCAAUUGUGCGAUACAAGAGGAAAUAUGUAACACAAGUUUUGUAUGCUCCUUUAUAA